Molecule: messenger RNA, 4319 nt
Organism: Xiphias gladius (swordfish)
Lineage: Eukaryota; Metazoa; Chordata; Actinopteri; Istiophoriformes; Xiphiidae
Gene: arrdc1b
Product: arrestin domain containing 1b
Exons: 8
Coding region: 76-1398 (440 amino acids)
Biological process (GO): protein transport
Cellular component (GO): cytoplasm
Molecular function (GO): ubiquitin-like ligase-substrate adaptor activity; ubiquitin protein ligase binding
Source: RefSeq, a predicted model, not a curated record
CAGGUGAGAGCGCAGCGUCGCCUCCUCGCGCUUUCAGAGACGCAGAGCGGCGGAGUAGCGGAGCGGAGCGGAGCCAUGGGAAAGCUGCAAGAAUUCGAUAUCACUUUUACCAACAACAAGGUGGUUUACGGUCCGGGAGAGUCUAUAAGCGGGACUGUGAAAAUACGAACCAGCAACUCGCUGCAGUACAAAGCCAUCAAAGUGAACUGUCAGGGCUCAUGUGGGAUCUCCAACAAAAUGAACGACACCUCAUGGAUUCUGGAGGAGCAGUACUUCAACAGCACGUUGUCUGUUGCUGAUAAAGGAACUCUGGUGGCGGGCGAACACAGUUUCCCUUUCCAGUUUCUCAUUCCAGUUGCUGCCCCAACUUCCUUUGAGGGACCAUUUGGGAAGAUUGCUUACCGUGUAAAGGCAGCCAUCGACACGCCCCGCUUCUCUAAGGACUACAAAGCCCAGAGGCCCUUCUACCUACUCAACCUGCUAAACCUCAAUGAGGUGCCUGACAUUGAACAUUCAAGUUAUGCUGUGACCACUAAGAAAUUCAGCUACCUCCUGGUGAAGACGGGGACCCUGAUGCUGAAAGCUCGCAGUGACCUGAGGGGUUAUAUCCCUGGUCAGGUCAUCAAGUUAGCUACUGAGAUCCACAACAAGUCUGGGAAGGACACGGGAUGUGUACUGGCCAGUCUCAUACAGAAAGUGACCUAUAAGACCAAGCGGCCUUUGUUCGACCUGCGGCCCAUUGCGGAGGUGGAGGGGGCCGGAGUGAAAGCAGGAAAACACGCAGAGUGGAGGGAACAGAUCAUUGUCCCUCCUCUUCCUCAGUCAGCACUAGCUGGCUGCAGCCUCAUUGACAUUGACUAUUUCAUUCAGGUGUCCCUAAAAUCUCCAGACGCCGUCGUCACUCUGCCCAUCUACAUUGGGAACAUUGCUGUGAACUUGUCUCCAUCGAGGCCCAUCCCUUCCAGUCCAGACCACUGCGCUGCAACCAUCGCACCCAGCGCUGCAGGGGUGACACCCAGUGCCCCACCGGCGGAGGAGGAGCCAGAGGAGGGGUUGUGUGCAGGGGCCAUGGCCAGCGAGGAGAUUCCGACCAAGAGUCACUCUCAGCAGGAUCCUUCAGGUCAGCCGGUCACCAUGUCCCCUAGCGCUUUCAGCCACGCACCAGGUGCAGCCCUGCCUCCCGCCCGCAGACGGCACGAUGCGUCCGCUCCACUGUUCUGUUUGUCCACCGGGGCCACCAUACCUUUCUUCACCGAGGGAAACGUGACUCCUGUACCCACUUCCUGUUCUCUCAUUCUCCCUCCAGAGUACAGCAGCUGGGACUACCCUCAUGAGCCCCCACCCACUUAUGAGGAAAGCUGCAGUAGCGCCAACUCCAGUUUCAACAGCAGGCAGUAGAGAAGAAGCAGGUGCUGAAGCAUCAUGACCACGCCCACCCACACCUGUCUGCACUCGCCUCUUGACAGAUCAGGACAAUCAGACACUCUGGGUGAAAGAGGAGGAUGGACAGUAACACCCCAAAGAUUGUUUUCUUUGUCCUCUAAUAAUUAAAAAAGGGACGAUAUCUUAUAUUGAAUAUAAGAAUUUUAAUUUCUCGUCAUGUCCCUGCAGGUCCUGUCAGACAGAUCGGGUGAAUAUCACUGUGCCUAAAAGAAGUGUUUUGGAUUGUAACACAGCAUUUGGAACAUUCAGUGAUUGGACUUUUUUCCUUCUUGGGGCAGGAUAAAAUCUGUUUUGUUUUGUCUUUUCAGUGAAAUAUUGCAUCUGUGAAGCUUUGAUAAUGAUUUCGGCCUGCUGAAGGCUCAAGUUUGACAAUAUCAAAUGUUGGCCUUUUUUGUGGUCUUGUUCCUGUUGGGCACAUGUUAUUGUGGUCCACUACUGUCUAUGUGUGUCUCAGCUGUCCUCAUCAACAGUAGGGCAGAUCUGUCUUCAUGCUGGAUAUCAAGAGGAGAGCUUACAGCCACAGGUCCUGGUCUGUGUAUAAAAUUAAAACCACUGCGUGUAAGGACUAUUUUCUUGAUUAUAUAAUUUUCAAAAAGCAAAGUCUAGUUUUUUGGGGGUUUUUUCCCCCAGAAUCUUGCACAUGGGGGCUUUAACGAGGAAUAAUGUCCUAGGGAAACUUCUCAGUUGUGUAACUUGAAACACAGGUAGCAGUAAAAAAAAAAAAAAAUUCAAAAUAUUUAUGCAACCACCAAAGAUUUUAUUUAUUUAAUUGUUUUAUUGACAUGAAUUAACCAAUUGGGAUAUUUACAUAUAUGUUUAAAAAAGUUUGUUUCUGUAUGAGAUCAUUCAUGUUGAGAAAAUGUAAAAUUCAGCACAUAGAAGAGCACAUGCACUGACAAGCUCUGGUUUUGAAAGUAAUAAAGUACUUUAAAAAUAUAGAUAUAUAUCAUCUCUGUGCCGCCACCUUGUGUUGACUCAUAUAACUGAGUGGUUCUGCUUUGAGACCAGUUUUGGAUUCAAGGGACAGUUUAUCUGCAUAUGAGGCUCAUUUUUUAUUUUUUCCUGCAGCUGGAUACAGUCUUUCUCUGCCCUCUUGUGGUCAUCACUGCCACAAGCUUUAUCUCAACUUGGUCGUGAAACUGGAAUCAUAAUCAACCAUGCAAACUGAAAUGCUUAACUGAGUCCCUGCUUCUGUAAUGCACUUACUGCAGCCUGCUGUAUAAUUUUACAUUUUCUUUUCUUUCACCUGUCUGUUGAGCAGAACUGACAAAUUGAGGUUCAGGGUACAGGUACAUGUUGUUUUGAGAUGUGAUGCAAGUGUUUUGCAUCGUCUUUUUUCAGUCUUGCCUUAAAUUUCUUUUAGUGUUACAGUAGUGAGAAGAUAAAUCCUCUGAAAUUUCCAUCGGUGCAGAUGAUAAUGAAAAUACAUGUGCACAAUACGGCACUUUUUGACGGUUCAGGUGCAUGGAUUUCUGUGACUGUGUACAUCUACUGUACAUGUGUGUAUGAUUUUGUGUCUGCUUAUGGCUUAUUUGAAAAAGAUGAUAACUUCAACUGUGGUCUGUUUUAACUCAUACUCAACAGUUUUCAAUUAUAUUCCUGAUUCAGUAUCUGAGUUACAUCAUCUGUUAGAGACAUUUUUCUUUGCCUAUGUACAAGGGCUCGGUGAUCUUUUCAGUUUUCGUUUCUGUGUAAUCAUAUCAAGAUAUGAUCUUAUCAUGCUGUCACUACAAAUUACUGUUGUCCGAACAAAAUUAGUUGGCGUAGGUUUUUGUAUUUGGACAGUUCAACGCUUUGAACAUCAGUGAGAUUAUUUUAUAUGUGAUUUUGCAUAAAUUUGUCUUCUAGUGUCUUAUAUAGAUAACAGAAAAUAUCCUUAUUUUUAUCAUGAUGAUUUCAACCAUAUCACCCAGGCCUAGUCCAACUGUGUUGUAAAAGCAUCAGCACAUAUUCAAUGUCACGUUGCUUUGGGAAACUAAAGCCACUGAAAAUCAUAAGCACAACUGCCGUACUGAAUCUUUGUGUGACUAUUGAUGUGUUUGUCUUAUUUUACCACAGUUAAGUACAAAUCUCCAGUCAAAGUCAAGUUAAGAUUCAAAUCUGUGAACUCAUAAAAAAAAAAAAAAAAAAAAUCUUAGUUCUGGUGUUUUCUCCUGACUGUAGAUUAUGUUGCCAAGUGUUUUCCAGAAUUUGUAUUUUAUUUUGUGAGAGACAUUUGAAAUUUCCACAGAUGAACUGCUUUUAUAGUCAGAAAUCUGACAGACACCCAAUAAUGUUAUACUGGCUCUACAUUAUUCUGAAUGCAUGCCUUAAACAGUCUGGAUUCCCCCACCCCUUGCUGGAGCCUGUGAUGGUCUCUCCUCUCUUCUGUCAGGGAGGACACCGGGAUGUGCUCCUGCAAACUCUCCCUGUCCUGCCUCCUGUGGACUGUGCUAAGUGCACUUGAUGUAUACAUGUAGCUUUUAAAAACAGCAAGGACGCUGGACCUUUGACCUGUUGAAGUUUGUUUUUUAUUCUUGUUUUACAAAAUAUGUGCAAUUCCGCUCAUCUUCAAGAACACUUCAGCAGCAGCUUGGUUCCCUGAAGUAAUUCCACACUGCCUUUACCAGUCCUGAUUCUGUUGAAUUCCUCUCCACCAAGCGGUACAAGAGCUUUACAGUAUGAAGCCCCACUUGUGCUGUAUUUUUAUUUUAUUCUCUCCACUUCACAUAUUGAUGAGUGGUGUCUGGUUUUGUAUUUUUCUACUUUUAAACUGUUUACAGGUGCAGUAUGCAGAUACUAAUGGUAGCACCUCAAUCAGUAAAUGUAAUAUUUCAACUUACAGUGCAGAAUCAAAGUUGUACUGUACAGUAUAACAAUAAAAUUAUGACACACGU